AUGGAGCUGAGAAAAGGUGCAUGGACCAAAGAGGAAGAUGAUCUUCUCAGGAACUGCAUUGAAAAGCAUGGAGAAGGAAGAUGGCACAAGAUUCCUCUUUUAGCAGGCUUAAAGAGAUGCAGAAAGAGUUGUAGAAUGAGGUGGUUAAAUUAUCUCAAGCCAGACAUCAAGAAAGGAAACUUUGAAGAUGAUGAAGUCGAUCUAAUGAUUAGGCUCCGGAAGCUUUUAGGAAACAGGUGGUCAUUAAUUGCUGGCCGGCUUCCGGGAAGAACCUCAAAUGAUGUGAAAAAUUAUUGGAGUGCUCGGAGAAGGAGAAAUAUGGAGUCGAACAUCGCAAAAGAUAGACCUCAGCAAAUAACAAAGACAACGAUAGUAAGGCCUCGACCACGCACCUUCACCAAAAGUUUGCAUAUUCCAAAUGACAACGCUGUUACCUCAAAGAAUAGUAAUUUAAAUACAUCUUCGCCUAUGGUACGUGUGAAUGGAAUUGAAUCUAUGGAGGACCUUGCAAAUUUCUGUGUUCAAGAUAUGGACUCAAUAUUUGCUACAUCACUCAAUGUUGCUGAAGAAAGUUUCGACUUUGAUCUUUGGCAAUUUUUGCAAGAAGAGAUGAUCUAA
Argentina anserina (silverweed cinquefoil) is the source of this 618-nucleotide messenger RNA. RefSeq names its product transcription factor MYB114-like. The record is from RefSeq and is a predicted model, not a curated record. The transcript is spliced from 3 exons. NCBI's taxonomy places the organism in Eukaryota, Viridiplantae, Streptophyta, Magnoliopsida, Rosales, Rosaceae. The coding region runs from base 1 to 618 and encodes 205 amino acids.